UGUAUUUCCGUCGUCGGGUCGCGGUUCCCAUGCGAAAUUGUGCUCAGUUCGAAUCGCGCAGCCGCCCCCAUAGUUUGGUGCGCGGUUAAUCGAAAAAAUGCACUAAAUCGCGAGUUUGGAUGGAAAGAAAACAUUUCGAUUUUGUGCGAUCAACAUUGCUCCAGAUAUAAUGAGAAUUGGCUAACAAGAGAAUGACGUUAGCAUAUCUCGAUGCGAAUGAUAUAGCGAAAGUCGCCUUGAGUGCGAUUCGAUUGUUAUUGACGCAAGGGUUGGUUGCGCGGCCAUGCCAGUUGUUGGGUCAAUGGCUUAGCCGUCAGAUGGCGCGGUAUUCGUUUCGGUCCACCCUGCCUGCGCUGGAAUGCCCUCAGCGAGGAGCUUGUCGACGCUGCCGUCUUUCGUGGAGGUUUUUUCCACGCCACGAUCAGGUGACUGGGCCAAAAACCUUUUUAAACCCUAUCAGCCGUUUCCUAAUCACUAAGGAACAUUUGUGAAUAGAUGUGUAAUUUGGGAAAUGGAUAUGUGAACGCGCCAGCCGGGUGGUCCACUUUACGCGUACGGAGGUGCUGUGUUGUGUUGUGCACCAGAAGGCGGUUCCAGUGCACUCUACUUGAUCGUAUCUCAUCAUUUUAUCGUUCGACAGUGUGAUUAUGUUCAAGAUCCUGUGUUACUUAUUUCAAAGCUGUGUUAUGAUCGACGAUUAUUAGCUAAGAGAAGAAGACGAGGACGCGGCGGGCGACCGAGUUAAAGCAGAACACGGGAGUGUCGUCCACCAUUUUGGCUGCGCGAGGUUAUUCGAUGUGUGCACCAUUCUCAUCGCACGUUCGUUGUUUUCGUGCUUUGCAUCACAUCAAAUCAUUCACGAUGCUUAUCGAAUUAUCUUGUGAAUCGGGGAACAAUUGGAAAUAGUGUGUGAAAAAAUAAUUGUAAUAAGAUGAUCUCCUAAAAUCGACGCUAAAUGGAGCAAGGCGAGGGCUGUUUUCCUCGUCGCAAUCUCGAUGCUGUCAGCUGGUCAUCGAGUGGCAAUGCUGGGAAUUAACUGAGGUCGUGGAAUUCAAUUAUUGUGUGAUCGGUACGUGUUACGAGUGAUCAUAAUAUUGAAAAAAAUAUCGUGGAUCUAGAAAGUAAACCACAGUGGAAUAAAACGAUGUCGCUUGAAAGUGGGUUACUAUAAGUGCCGUCCCUGCUACUGAUGAAAAGCGACAUUCACUUUAGGAUAUCCUGUGCUUCGUUAUUGUCAUUUAUACUUGAUUUUGUUGUAUUUCUCGAUACUAAUGAAUUUGUGAGAUCGUUUCGGGAUUGCAGCUGAUCGCAUACGACGUGUUCGAGGUGGCAAACUGUAUGGAGCAUCUCGAGUGCCAUUAACCUCGUUUCGUGGCCACCUCGCGGCGAAACGACUCCCAUUCCGUGAUUUUUCUGCGGACUUAUGUUCUCGAGGCCCGCAUUUUAACGGAAUGGGAAAUGGGCGCCGUGAUUAAUGAUGAGGAAUCUGCGGUGGGACGAGUCUUGGAAUUGUGGGAUUUGGACACGAUCUGUAUGGUAAAUUCUCUGUGUUAAAACGCGGGAAACGAUGAAGACAUUCGCGUUACUUGCGGAUUCAUAUCGAACUGCGCGCGUGUUACGACUGUAAGACGAUAAAAAGAAGCGUAUUAUCAUUUUAGUGUUCUUAACGAUUUUUUUUUUCUUUUGAUCAUAAUGAUCAAAUAUACAUGGAUGGUGCUACUAUGCAUGGUGAAAUACUGUUUUAGGUAGGAAUAAACAGUGACGGAAGGAAUGGUGAGGAAGGAAGGAGGAUAGAAUGAACUUAUUGUAUCGCUGACACGGAUGAAACGAAACAACACGAUGGAAACGAAGUGACUAUACUUUUUUUUUUUUUCUCUUGAUCUCCUGGAUGGGUUCUCCCAUCGGCAUAGUUUUAGAUGUAUCGUGCGAUUAUUCAACUGAAGUGAACUGGUUCGGUGUGCUCUCUCUCUCGAUCAGUGUUCCGUGUGUGUGUAGCGUUUUUGCAGCUGUUUUGACGAGGAUUACGUGUGCUGUGCACGUUACUCCAAUCCAUCAGAGACAUAAUUCUUGGCAUGCGUAGGCCGAAGGAGGAGGAAGGGGGAGAAUUGAACAGGACCGAGGAGCAUGGUGUAGUGCUCGUUUUGGGGGUUGCUGGCAGAUCAAAGGACGCGAAAGAGGGUCUGGCCGCUCUCGAGCGAUUCGAGGGCCGGUGAGCAUCGCGACGGGGCGAGCAACCCCGUUGCCUCCGCCAACGUCUAACAACCCUCCCGUCUGUCACUGUCGACGAACAACAGAACAGAUGUCCUGACAGCGGGCCCCGGGCCACCAGGAUGCCGACAGACGACGACUAUGGCCGAAGAGAACGUCUCCUACUGCACCAACAUCCGAUCCCUCAGUACGGGUCCUCGUCAUCACCGGUUCCAGGAUCGAGUGGCGGAACGAGCGGAAGUGUCGGGUCCCAGAUCGGUUCCNCUAGCUCCUCAGAUUGUUACAAGCAAGCACAACAACAGCAAACGAACGAUCUACGCACGAGCGUGUCGAGCGUCGCCAGUCAAGAUCGUUACCAAUCGGAUCAAUCCUCUCAAGGGAACGAGCACGUCGAUUAUGGAGUCCGGGAGCGAAUGUCAGGCAUCGAGAGGCAUGAUAAAUCAACGGACAAGCCGACGAUCGACGACUUCCCCAAGUCGUGCGCGGAAACUCGUUCGAUACAGUCGAGUUGCGAGCGAUUCGGUCAUUAUCAGAGCCAAGAGAGAUUCGGCCAGCCCCCUUUGCAAGCGCACCAUCAGUUCACCCCAGGGAGAACGAGCAACUCUGGCCAAACGUUGCCGCAAAACGUUCUUGUCGACCGUUUUCCACGUUUCAACGAGCUCACAAGUCUCCACAGUGACCAGAGAUUGUCCUUGGCCCCGAGCGAACGUUUUCAACCGGCCACCACCACCGAGCUUCGAUUCCAUCACCUGGCCAACGAGCUGGUCAAUGCCUCCACAGGCAACGAAUACGCGAACACGAAUAUUUUGGUGUCGGGAUGCGCGACCAGUCCAUUCUCGUCCGAGACGUUCCCCUCUCCGCCAUCACCGGCACCCGCCAACGACCGUUUCGUCCCACCACCACCUUUGUCACCUAGCCCAAGCGAGAAGUACGCCUCGACCCAGAGUCUGGCUGGUUAUCCUGCUGCUGAUAGGAUUUUGGCCCCAGGUUCUCCAAGCACCAGAUAUGGCGGGGGCACGGCACCAGCCUCACCGAUGCCAGCUAAGGAGCGAUUCUCCUCGGCGGAACGAUUAUUGGCCAAUCAACAAUCGUCGAGUUCUAUGCACGAGUCCAAGGAUCAGCAACGAUACACUGGAACAAGUGAUCGCUUGUUGUCCGGCUCGUCACCGGUGUUGGGAAGUCUACAAGCCGGUCUACAAGGAGACAGGAACGGAAUAUACACAACCGGCAAGGAUACAACCGCAUCGAGAUACGGUGCCAUUUCUACGGACCGUUUGCUCUCCUCGUCACCUAUACACGCCCCAGUGCCAGAGAGAUUCGCGAGCAAGUCGACCGAUAGGUAUCUCAGCGAUUCGCCUGUACACGAACGAUACCAUCGACAGGAGACGACAUCAGGUAUCCACCACGAUCGUUACUCGACGAUAUCGUCGAGCGCUGAGAGAUUCCUCUCGAAUUCGCCCAAUCCGGAGGCCUCCCAUCAGCGAUAUUCCACGUCGACGGAGAGGUCUUUGCAGGUGUCGUCGAACGGCAACGAGCAGAGACGUUUGUACACCGAUCGUGGCGUCGAGACGGUUUGUCAGAAGUAUACGGACAGAUCGACUGGAUCGCCCGCGCCCACGGAUUUCAAUAGAUAUUCUAGUUUCCAGGAAGUGGGGGGCACACAGUCCAGAUACAGCACAACUGAUCGUUUCAACGAUCUCGCGAUACAACGUUGCGGCCAAUCGCGGGCGAACGACAGAUUCUGCGUGCCCAACGAUCGUUACUUGGUUAGCUCGUCACCAGGACACGAUGGGAGAUUGGCCAAUAACGACGUGGCCAACAGGUACGUCGUUUCGGGAUCGUCGACGGAACGACUGCUCUCUGCGACGUCCUCCUCAUCUUCCUCCUCGACCGACACCGUCUCUCGUUAUCACUCCUCUUACACGAACACCACGGCAACGCAAUCCACCACGUCCAACGAUCGUUUCACAUCCAUCUCUCCCACUCCCGAGAUGGCCAAUACGAAUCUUCGCUCGGGAACAACCGGAACGACUAGUUGUACAGCAAGUUCCGGCUAUCAGGCCGCGACAAAAACAAGCGUCGUGGACAAGUAUCUUCAAGUAUCGAAGUCCGUGCAGAGUUACGGAAGCGAUCGUUACACUGUCGGCAAUCCUGGCGACCAGUUCGAUACCAGGCUCGGCCAGGACCGUUACGACAGAUUCUCGAACCCUGCCGCUAGCACGGAUCGUUUCACAUCUUCCUCCGGUACUCCUGAUCGUUUUCAUUCUGCCACUGAUAGAUACUCGCCUGUGCGCGCCGCUGACAAGUAUCUGUCCCUGCCUAAACCCAAGGAUCGAUACACCGGUCGCAUAACGCCGAUCUCGUCUUGCGGUACGUCGGUAGCCGCCACGUCCACCGAUCGAACUUAUGGAUCGAGCACUGCGACCGGAAGCUACGUUCCGCCAACGGCUCACACACCUGUGGAACGAUACGUGCCUCAACCGCCUCCGGAGGUUCUCUACCCGGACAGAUAUGUAGACAGAUACGUGCCACCAUCCGCGCAUACACCCACCGACCGUUAUGUGCCCACCAACGAUCCAACUGACCCUUACAUGAGGCGAGAUCUCGGUUUCCAUCAUCAUUAUCGGCUACCACCACCUGCCGGCUAUCCAUACCAUCAGUCGCACUUUCGGCUUCGCGGUUUCGCGUACGCGUCGCCUGGCCGCCUAGGUGGUAGCCCAGGCUCGAGCAGCUCGAGCAGCUCGGCGUCUAAUCAGAGGGAUGGCGGGUUCUCGAUGUCGCCAUUGUUGCGGCCCAAGGUGCGCGCGUCUGCGGUCGAGUUCCCGACCACGUCCACAGGUGUCGUUACGCGCCACGUGUGCACCAACCCCCCAUCUUGUUGCAAUGAGGCGUCAUCAAGUGGGAGAUCUUGCUGCCAAGCAAUUAGGAGAUCAUUACCACCGGGCGCGCUGCCGUCGAUAUCUACGCAGUCUUCUUGGCAACCAUCACCAGGAUCCGGCACAACUGGCACAUCCACGGUUUCCUCGAGCGCCCCCGAUGGAGAAAAUGGCCAAAGCAUCAGUCUAUAUCCGGUGGGAAGCGUGGGUCCAACAUCAACGAACCCAACAACGGCUACACCAAUCACGACCACAGCGACAAUAUCACUGGCCACUCCUGGAACCAGAACGCAAGAACCUGGACCCAGUAUCACUAGAAGCGUGUCAGCACCCACUGCACCUAGGCCAGUUGUCCAAGUGGCUGCCAGUACUUCCAGCAACAAUGGCACACAAAAACCGAGAUUGAGAAGGACUAUGAGUCGCACUGAAGCUAUCAGGAACUACAUCAGACGCGAAACAGCGCAAUUCUUUGGGGUGGACGAGGAAUCUGAGGCUGUGGAGAGACAACGAUGGCUCGAUCGAAGACGGAGAAUGGCGUCGAGGAAAUACGGUGCCCUUGUUCCGGAACACAGACCACCGGAUCCUGAUAUCACCAGAGACGUGCCGGAUAUUACGGAUGUGCCAGAAGGUGUUACAUUGAGAAGAUGGCAGCAACCUGUAAGACGAAAAGAUUCCGUGGCCAGAAUGACCCUUUCGGGGCUUCAUUAUGUCGUCGAGUCAUUGACUCGACCUCGGCCCCGAGAGGGAUCACAAACAAGACCCGAAUCACGAAGCUUCCCACCAAGUGUGCUCACUUACCUGGCGAGAUCAGAAUCAGCGACGUCACCGGAAAGUGGCCAGAAUGAAGAGGAAUCCUUCUUCGACNNNCCACCCCCGCCCCCGCCCCCGCUUCCGCCGCCUCCUGCGCAACCACAAUCUCAAGUCGAGCAGAGUCUUGGUGGCCUGGUGAAAGACGAAGAGGACGGCGCAAAAGUCGCAGAUCUGCUCGAUUCCGCGGGUGACAGAGAAACAUCCGAGGAAUUGGUCAGGUUUGCUCCACAGAAGGAUGAGAGGACGGCAAUUGAUGGACAAGUCAGAAGAUCUCGUCACAUCUCGAGGGACCAUUACAUUUCAAGGUUGAGGUAUCAUAGCCCGUUGGCCGAAAGUACGAGAGUGAGGCAAGAUGAGGGGGUAACUCUUAGGAAGGAUUUUACCGGUCCUACGAGAAUUUCUCCAAGUACCAUUGACCGAAUAUUCGAUAACAGCAACAGGAGGCAAUAUGGCAUGGGUAUCGUUGGAAGAUUUUUGGGAAGAUCAUUUCGAAAAAGCGUAUCCCAGAAACCAGACGUUAGAAAACAGCUGGACGAUUUCGAAGAUCAUCGUCCUUAUUUUACCUAUUGGAUCACCACUGUUCAAAUUCUUAUUCUGAUAAUAUCGUUAGCAUGCUACGGUUUCGGACCUGUGGGUAUGGAUCUCAGUCAUAGAUCAGGCUUGGUUCUCGUUACCAGUCUAUCGUUGCAACAAGUGGACUACCAGGAACCAGCGAAUUUCUGGUUUGGUCCGAGGGCCGCUGAUUUGAUUCAUCUAGGGGCGAAGUUUGCACCGUGUAUGCGCCGUGAUAUUAAAAUUCUGAAGGAGAUCGAUGUCUGGCGGGAAAGGGAGCGGGACACAGCGUGUUGUAUAAGGAACGAUGACUCUGGCUGCGUGCAAUCCAGCAAAGCGGAUUGCUCUGUCCGAGGAUUGAGAUCGACUGCCACGAAUACAAUAUCUACAUGGAAAAAAUGGGGACCUGGGGACAGUGGACCGGGAGGACGCAUAAGUGGGUCAGUUUGCGGGUUGGAUCCAAAAUUCUGCGAUGCUCCAGCUAGUAUAGCACCUUACGAAUGGCCAGAUGAUAUUACCAAAUGGCCCAUUUGUCGAAAAACUAAUCCGUUCAAUCAACGAUUUAGUAGAAACGGAAGUCAACGGGGCAAUGGAAAUUUCCCAGUGGGUCGAUACAAGGAUAAGAUGGCAGAACACAUGGUCUGCGAGGUAAUCGGACAUCCAUGUUGCAUCGGGAUCCACGGGAUGUGUCGCAUUACCACAAAAGAAUACUGUGAUUUUGUACACGGAUACUUCCACGAAGAAGCAUCCCUCUGUUCUCAGGUCGAGUGUUUGCACGAUGUCUGCGGUAUGAUACCCUUUCUUCAUCCCGAGUGGCCUGAUCAAUUCUAUAGGCUCUUCACCACCAUGUUUCUUCAUGCUGGAAUUCUUCAUCUAUCAAUCACACUAUUGGUUCAGUAUUUCUUAAUGCGAGACUUGGAGAAGUUAACUGGCUCAUUGCGUAUUGCUUUGAUUUAUUUCAUCGGAGCACUUGCUGGAAAUCUAGCCAGUGCGAUAUUCGUUCCUUACAGGGCAGAGGUCGGACCAGCAGGAGCACAUUUUGCCCUCCUCGCAACGUUGAUCGUCGAGGUAUUGCACUGUUGGCCGAUGUUGAAGCAUCCACGACGAGCCUUAUCCAAGCUGAUUUUCAUCCUCAUAGGCUUACUAAUCCUUGGCAUUCUUCCAUGGGUGGAUAACUACGCUCACCUAUUCGGUUUCAUCUUCGGUUUCCUCGCUGCUUAUGCUUUGUUACCAUUUAUCUCAUUUGGCCAGUAUGAUCGUCGUCGCAAGAUCUGGCUGAUAUGGAUUUGCAUGAUUCUCAUCGUCGUUCUGUUCACCCUCCUUCUAGCUCUCUUCUACAACGUACCGGUGUAUGAGUGCGAGGUGUGCAAACUGUUCAACUGCAUCCCGUUCACACGUGACUUUUGCGCUUCGCAAAACAUUAAUUUCAAGCGGGAAGAACCCGUAUGACACACGGGGCCGUGUUUCGAAGUCGAGUUCGAACCAUUGUUACAUGUGAUCGAGGGUCAAACGAGGCUCUACACAAGCUUGAUCGUGCUGGCUCUGCUAUUUUCAAAUCGACGCGGAAAUUACGAUUGAACGAUGAAAAUAAUGUUACAAAGAACCUAACGCCAAGGAAUCUGGAGAUAACUCGUCCACGACGAACGACACUGCCUUAAAGUAAAAUAAACUCCACCGGGAUCCUCGGUGUGUUCUACGGUGGGAUGUAAAUAUUAGAAAAAAAAAAAAAUAAUAAAACGCGCCUUUAAUGUAACACGAUUAUCGUUAUCAAAGAUCGUGGUAUGAGGAUGGAUGUCUGAUUGAACAGUAAUGAUAAAACCUGAUGGAUCGAAAUGGAAGAGUGUUGCAUACGAAACGAAAAAAAAUUGAAUCGUCGAAUAUUUAAAGCUUCUGACCCUCUUCGAAUGUUUAGAAAAGAGAAAAUGAAUACACAUGUAUAUAUAAAACGAAGACUCUUGUUACUUAUAUAUAUACAUAUACAAGCGUAAGAACGACUUUACUAAGUUUAAUUUUAAAAAGGAGAGAAAGGGGGUAGAGAGGAACGUUGAAAGUGUCUAAAGCGUACCUCCCAAGCUGGAACUAUCUGUGAUGGUGAACACACGAUUGUCUUCGAGAAUAUUUUUCAUAAGAGAGAGAGAGAGAAAGAGAGAGAGAGAGAGAGAGAGAGAGAGAGAGAGAGA
Apis dorsata (giant honeybee) is the source of this 8626-nucleotide messenger RNA. It is a transcript of the gene rho-5, whose product is annotated as inactive rhomboid protein 1. Gene Ontology annotation, molecular function: serine-type endopeptidase activity. Gene Ontology annotation, cellular component: endoplasmic reticulum membrane. The transcript is spliced from 18 exons. Gene Ontology annotation, biological process: regulation of epidermal growth factor receptor signaling pathway; regulation of protein secretion. Lineage: Eukaryota; Metazoa; Arthropoda; Insecta; Hymenoptera; Apidae. Bases 2331 to 7895 code for a protein of 1854 amino acids. The record is from RefSeq and is a predicted model, not a curated record.